Anthostomella pinea is the source of this 771-nucleotide messenger RNA. The record is from the annotation of a GenBank genome assembly. NCBI's taxonomy places the organism in Eukaryota, Fungi, Ascomycota, Sordariomycetes, Xylariales, Xylariaceae.
AUGGCACCGACCGCAGUCCAAGCUCCCGUCAGCUACGUGUCGCCGCGGGCUCGCUUCGGGCUCAUCGUGCCCGCGACCAACACCGUCGUCGAAGCCGAGUUCGCGCGCAUGCUCGUGCCCGGCGUGUCCUGGCACAGCGGACGCAUCGCCAUUGCGAACCCAUCACUCAAGGACGACGCGACCAUGGUCGCGUUCCUAGAAUCACUCCGCACGACCAUCGGCGACGCCGUCCGAAGCGUGGGCAUGUGUCUGCCGACAUACCUAGUAAUGGGCAUGAGCGCCGAGACGUUCUGGGGCGGCCUUUCCGGCGCAGCAGAAUUCGAGCGCUUCAUGGCCUCCACGUCCGGCGGGCUGGGCGUCACAACAGGUGCGCUGGCCGCGCGGGCCGCGCUGGACGCUUACGGCGCGCGCCGCAUCGGCAUCAUCACGCCGUACCAGGCCGUUGGCGACGCGCAGGUCGUCGAUUUCUUCACGGCUGUCGGGUACGACGUGCACAUGAUCCACGGGCUGCGGUGCGAGACGGCCACGGCGAUCGCCGAGGUCGCACCUGAGACGAUUAAGGAGGCGUUCCGACGGGUCGACGCGCUGGGCGUGGAUGCCCUGAUGCAGGCGGGCACGAACCUGCCGGCGGCGGUGGCGGCGGCGGAGAUCGAGCGGGAGUUGGGGAAGCCGGUUAUUGCUAUUAAUACGGCGACGGUGUGGCAUGCGUACAGGACGAAUGGCAUCAUGGACAAGGUCACGGGCUUUGGAUCUCUGCUCGAGGAGCACUAG